CUGGGUAAUGAAUGCUAAGAGUCAAUCUCUCUAGGAAUUUAACGGAUUUGAUUGGCUAGCAAACAUUGAUUGAUUUUUCUUCGUACAUUUCCAUGUACGCCGUAUAGCAUUACAAAGAGUAAAAGCAAGUUUGGCCUCAGUUACCCUAAAUCCAGAUACAGACAGACAGACGCCCUCCCUAUCUGCCUUGAAUGGUUGAAGUUUUAAUAGCCGGCAUCCCUCCGUUUCCACUCCUCUCUUCGUCAUCAUCAGGUAUCAUCUGACAACCUUAGAGUCAACAACUCAAUUGCAUUUUUUUUCCAUCGCAAAAGCAAACACACAGUCAUGGCCUUCACAAUGCACUCGCACUCCGGGCAAUUCUGCCCGGGCCACGCAAAAGACCAGUUGGAAGACGUCAUCCUCCAUGCCAUCAGCAUAGGAUACAAGACCAUGGGUCUCAGUGAGCACAUGCCACGGACCCAACUGUGCGAUCUAUAUCCAGAAGAACUUGUGCCUGACCCGCACGCCUCCCUCGCGGAGCUGAUGCCGCGCCACGCUGCCUACAUGACCGAGGCGCGUCGGCUGCAAAAGAAGUACGCCGAUCGCAUCACCCUCCUCAUCGGCUUCGAGGGCGAGUUCAUCCGGUCCGAGUACGGGACACUGGUGCGCUCGCUGGCCGACGGCAACGGCGACCCUUCCUACUUCCAGAACGGCGACAGCAAGCUUGUCACCGACGCCGGCAAGGUCGACUAUUUCAUCGGCUCGCUGCACCACGGCGCCGGCGGCAUCCCCAUCGACUUUGACCGCGCCACCUACCUACGCUCCGUUGAGGCCGCCGGCCCCAAUGGCGAGGAGGAUCUAUUUGUGCACUACUACGACCAGCAGUUUGAGAUGCUCCAGGCCCUGAGGCCACCCAUCGUCGGCCACUUUGAUCUGAUCCGCCUGAUGAGCGAGGAGCCUGGGCGCAAUCCGAGCGCCUGGUCCCCGAACCGCGUCUGGCCGCUCAUCAAGCGGAACCUCGCGUUCGUUGCGAGCUACGGCGGCUGGCUCGAGUGCAACUCGAGUGCGCUCCGCAAGGGGCUCGCCGAACCGUACCCGUGCCGGCCCAUCGCGGAGGAAUGGGUAAGGCUGGGCGGUAAGUUCACAAUGUCUGACGACAGCCACGGCAUCGCGCAGGUUGCCACAAACUAUGUGCGAGCCCUGGACUACCUCGAGUCGCUCGGCGUGAACGAGGUCUGGACGUAUGACCGAGCUAAAGAGGGAUCAGAGCUUGUGGAGAAGGGUGUGUCGUUUACAGAGUUUCGCGGCUCCCUGAGACUCCCAACAACGGCGUCCAAGACAUCCUGAUGGGAAGUCAGCGCUCCUCCUCAUAGGACAUGAAUUUCUUCACAUUCCUGGCAUAGAACUAGACCUAAAGCUAUAGAAAGACAUGCCGCGCGUCACGAUCGACUAAUUCUUGUGCCAAUGCAAAAUGGCGAGAACAAGGUGCAAGACUCAACUUGGGGGAUUGUAGAUGAACAGCUACGUGGUGUUGCAAUGUUAUGUAUUUGUGUACCCUGAACAAUGCAUGCAUUUAGUGCUUCUGAACCCCCAAAACUUUGCUCUCAAAUGCUCAGGCACUCGUGUAUCCCUUUUCUAUUCCUGAUUGCCCCGAACUUUAUAUCAUGC
Molecule: messenger RNA, 1647 nt
Organism: Pyricularia oryzae 70-15
Lineage: Eukaryota; Fungi; Ascomycota; Sordariomycetes; Magnaporthales; Pyriculariaceae
Product: histidinol-phosphatase
Exons: 2
Coding region: 325-1326 (333 amino acids)
Biological process (GO): L-histidine biosynthetic process
Cellular component (GO): cytoplasm
Molecular function (GO): histidinol-phosphatase activity
Source: RefSeq, a predicted model, not a curated record